UUAUUUUCCGAGCCAGUUCAUGGAGGAAGGCUCAUGGAAUGUGAACAUGUCCUUGAAAAGCCGCCCGAAUGGUUAUUCAAUGGCUGUACCUAAAGUCCUAUAUAAACAUGCGUCAUAAUGUUUCCUCAAUAUCUUCGUUGUUCGGAGCACAAAGAAAGCUGAACCAGCUUGCACAAAAAAAAUACAUGUCUUUCUUUCAUCUUUUUCAGAUAAAGAGUUGGAAAUCACUGGUUUGUUAGCCUCCGUAUUGAGAAAAGAUUUCCUGGGUUUUUGUGGGUUUUUUUGCAGUUGUUGCGAGACCAGUGUUUGGUUUUAGCUAUAAGGCUUUGGGAACUUAUACGUAUUCAAGUAGAUUCUGAAGAAAUAUUUCUGGGUUCUAGUGGGUUGUAGCUGUAAUCUUCACUCGGGUUCUAAUCAUGGACGGCGUUGAUCAUUACAAGGCCAGUGGUAGUUUGCGAGGCAGUUUACGAUUAGGCGGUUCGUCGGUGUGGAGGAACAAUGCUAUGGAAGUUUUCUCGAGGUCUUCACGAGAAGAGGAUGACGAAGAAGCUCUCAGGUGGGCUGCCCUUGAAAAGCUUCCCACUUUUGAUCGUCUAAGAAAAGGUAUACUAACUACGUCAAAAGGUGAAGCCAGUGAAAUCGAUAUACAUAAUCUUGGAUCUGAAGAAAGGAAGAAAUUGCUCGAGAGUUUGAUCAAAGUAACCGAAGAGGAUAAUGAGAAGUUUUUGUUGAAGAUCAGGGAUCGGAUUGAUAGAGUUGGAAUUGAUCUUCCAGCAAUUGAAGUCCGAUUUGAGCACCUAAACAUUGAAGCAGAAGUUCAUGUAGGAGGCAGAGCCUUGCCUUCCUUCUUUAACUUCAUUAUAGGCAUCCUAGAGGGGGGUUUGAGCGUUCUUCACAUUCUUCCGAAUAAAAAGAAGCAGUUAAAUAUCCUUAAAGAUGUUAGUGGAAUCAUCAAGCCUCGCAGGAUGACAUUACUAUUGGGUCCUCCAAGUUCUGGGAAGACAACACUCUUACUGGCUAUGGCUGGAAAGCUUGACCCGGCUCUAAAGUGUUCAGGGACGGUGACUUAUAAUGGCCACGGCAUGAAUGAAUUUGUACCCCAGAGAACUGCUGCCUAUAUCAGUCAAUAUGAUCUCCAUAUUGGGGAAAUGACUGUAAGGGAAACCUUGGCCUUCUCUGCCAGGUGCCAAGGGGUUGGAUCACGCUAUGAUAUGUUAGCAGAGUUGUCCAGAAGAGAAAAGGAGGCAAAUAUCAAGCCUGAUCCAAAUAUCGAUGUCUACAUGAAGGCAUCAACAACAGAAGGCCAGGAGGCGGACGUGGUGACAGAUUAUAUAUUAAAGGUUUUGGGUUUAGAAGUGUGUGCUGAUACCUUGGUGGGAGAUGAAAUGUUGAGGGGUAUCUCAGGUGGACAAAGAAAGCGUGUUACAACAGGGGAGAUGAUGGUUGGACCAGCAAAGGCACUGUUUAUGGAUGAAAUAUCUACUGGAUUGGACAGCUCGACAACUUUCCAGAUUGUGAAUUCGCUCAGGCAAUAUGUUCACAUUCUUGACGGAACGGCAGUAAUCUCUCUACUGCAGCCAGCUCCAGAGACUUACGAUCUUUUUGAUGACAUUAUUCUCCUCUCAGAUGGCUACGUUGUCUACCAGGGGCCCCGUGAACAUGUUCUUGAGUUUUUUGAAAGCAUGGGCUUUAAAUGUCCAGAUAGGAAAGGUGUGGCUGACUUCCUGCAAGAGGUGACAUCGAGGAAAGAUCAGGAGCAGUAUUGGGCACGCAAAGAUGAGCCUUACAGUUUUGUGGUGGUCCAGGAAUUUGCUGAGGCAUUCCAAUCAUUCCGUGAGGGAAGGAGAAUAGGAGAUGAACUUGCAGCUCCAUAUGAUAAGAGAAAAAGCCACCCAGCUGCUUUGACAACCAAGAAGUAUGGUGUUGGUAAGAAGGAGCUGUUUAAAGCUUCCUUCUCAAGAGAAUACUUGCUGAUGAAGAGGAAUUCGUUUGUUUACAUCUUCAAGCUUGUACAGGUAGAUUUAAACUUUAUUUUCCUGGUUCCUUUAAUUUUCUUUAAACAGGAUUUUGAUUAUUGUUCUUUUCUCUGCUUUCAGCUUGCAGUAAUGGCAGUGAUUGCAAUGACACUUUUCCUACGGACUGAGAUGCCUCGUGAAACAGUAACAGAUGGAACAGUUUACACGGGUGCUUUGUUCUAUACUGUGAUUAUGAUUAUGUUUAAUGGGAUGGCAGAGCUGUCUAUGACGAUUGUAAAGCUUCCUGUUUUUUACAAGCAAAGAGACCUCCUCUUCUAUCCUUCAUGGGUAUACGCUCUUCCUACCUGGGUCCUCAAAAUCCCGGUAGCGUUCUUUGAAGUUGGUGUUUGGGUAUUCAUGGCAUAUUAUGUGAUGGGUUUUGAUCCUAGCGUUGGAAGGUUGUUCAAGCAAUACCUUCUGCUAUUACUUAUAAACCAAAUGGCCUCUGGAUUAUUCCGAUUUAUUGCAGCACUGGGUAGGAAUAUGAUUGUUGCUAACACCUUCGGGACAUUUGCGCUGCUCUUGCUUUUUGCAUUGGGUGGUUUUAUCCUCUCCAGAGAUGAUAUAAAGAAAUGGUGGAUAUGGGGCUACUGGAUAUCGCCUUUGAUGUACGGGACAAAUGCAAUGGUGAUUAACGAGUUCCUGGGGAACAAUUGGAAACAACUUGGAAACACAACGGAACCCCUGGGAGUUAGAGUAUUGAAGUCGCGCAAUUUCUUUACCGAAGCACGUUGGUAUUGGAUAGGCAUAGGGGCAACAGUUGGAUUCAUCCUAGUUUUCAACAUCUUUUUCACAGUGGCUCUUGCUUUUCUUAACCCAUUUGGGAAGUCACAGACUGUAAAGUCAGAUGAACCAGAAAGCAAUGAACAAGGGCAGAAUACCGGAGAAGGCAUACAGUUAACACAAAGAGGAAACAACUCAAGUCAUCAGGGGUCCUCAUCUGUAAGAGCAGAAGCUGCUGUUGAGGGCAGUCAUAAUGGGAAAAGAGGAAUGGUUCUUCCUUUUGAUCAACAUUCAAUAACCUUUGAUGACGUAAUAUAUUCCGUUGACAUGCCACAGGAAAUGAAGAGCCAGGGUGUUGUUGAGGAUAAAUUGGUGCUUCUGAAGGGUGUGAGUGGUGCUUUCAGGCCAGGCGUUCUCACAGCUCUGAUGGGUGUUAGUGGUGCUGGUAAAACAACUCUGAUGGAUGUGCUGGCCGGUAGGAAAACUGGUGGAUAUAUUGAUGGGAACAUCACAAUUUCAGGGUACCCAAAGAAUCAAGAAACAUUUGCUCGAAUUUCAGGGUACUGUGAGCAAAAUGACAUUCAUUCUCCUCAUGUUACUGUGUAUGAGUCCUUGCUCUACUCAGCAUGGCUCCGCUUAUCCUCUGAAGUUGAUUCAGACACCAGAAAGAUGUUCAUCGAGGAAGUCAUGGAGCUUGUGGAGCUAAAGCCAUUGAGGCAUGCACUAGUUGGGUUGCCUGGUGUGAAUGGUCUCUCUACCGAGCAGCGCAAGAGGCUCACUAUUGCAGUUGAGCUUGUGGCAAACCCCUCCAUAAUAUUCAUGGAUGAGCCAACUUCGGGUCUAGAUGCAAGAGCUGCUGCUAUUGUUAUGAGAACAGUGAGGAACACAGUGGACACUGGAAGAACAGUUGUGUGUACCAUCCAUCAGCCAAGCAUUGACAUAUUUGAAGCUUUUGAUGAGCUUUUCCUAAUGAAGCGUGGAGGACAAGAGAUAUAUGUUGGGCCAUUGGGUCGCCACUCUUCCCAUCUUAUCAAGUAUUUCGAGAGUGUUGACGGAGUCAAAAAAAUUAAAGAUGGCUAUAAUCCAGCAACUUGGAUGUUGGAAGUUACAACUUCUGGGGAAGAGAUGGCUUUAGGUGUUGAUUUUACUACUGUGUAUAGGAACUCAGAUCUAUACAGGAGGAACAAAGCACUGAUUAAAGAGUUGAGCAAGCCUGCUCCUGGUUCAAACGACCUCUACUUCGCAACUCAAUAUUCACAGUCAUUUUUCACUCAAUGCAUGGCUUGCUUAUGGAAACUACGCUGGUCCUAUUGGCGCAACCCACCGUACACUGCCGUAAGAUUUGUCUUCACAGUUUUCAUAGCCCUGACAUUUGGGACAAUGUUCUGGGACCUUGGCUCCAAGUUCAACAAGCAACAAGAUGUGUUUAAUGCGAUGGGUUCCAUAUAUGCUGCUGUUCUCUUCCUGGGCAUCCAAAAUUCUUCAUCCGUGCAGCCUGUUGUGGCUGUUGAACGAACUGUCUUCUACAGAGAAAGAGCUGCUGGAAUGUAUUCAGCCUUGCCAUAUGCAUUUGCACAGGUCGCAAUUGAGAUCCCAUAUGUCUUUUGCCAAGCUGCUGUGUAUGGCAUCAUAGUUUAUUCUAUGAUUGGAUUUGAAUGGACCGCUGCCAAAUUCUUUUGGUAUCUAUUUUUCAUGUACUUCACAUUGCUCUACUUCACCUUUUACGGCAUGAUGAGUGUGGCUAUGACACCAAACCACCAUAUUGCCGCCAUAACAUCCUCUGCGUUUUAUGGAUUAUGGAACCUAUUUUCAGGAUUCAUGAUCCCAAGACCUAGGAUUCCUAUAUGGUGGAGAUGGUACUACUGGGCAUGUCCUGUUGCUUGGACCUUGUAUGGUUUGUUUGUUUCGCAAUUUGGAGAUAUAAAGGAUGUCAUUGAGGACACCGGUGACACAGUGGAAGGUUUUGUGAAAAACUACUUUGGAUUUGAACGUGAUUUUCUGGGAGUGGUGGCGGGUGUGGUUGUCGCCUGGACGGUGCUCUUUGCAUUUAUCUUCGCCUUUGCCAUCAAGGCGUUUAAUUUCCAAAGGCGAUAGAAAAUGGUUUUUAUUAUUUUGUUAGUUUGUUCUGGGGAUUAAUGCUAUAACAACUAGCAUGCCCAACUUCUUUUUUCUUUUUCACCUUCUACAUGUAUCAUAAGGCACUUUGACCGUAUGUAUUCACAUAAAGAGAAUUAUGGGUUUGUUCAUUUAUCACAAA
This is a messenger RNA of Alnus glutinosa, 4995 nucleotides long. Its product is annotated as pleiotropic drug resistance protein 1-like. Gene Ontology annotation, cellular component: membrane. The transcript is spliced from 22 exons. Gene Ontology annotation, molecular function: ATP hydrolysis activity; ATP binding; ABC-type transporter activity. The record is from RefSeq and is a predicted model, not a curated record. Bases 417 to 4832 code for a protein of 1471 amino acids. NCBI's taxonomy places the organism in Eukaryota, Viridiplantae, Streptophyta, Magnoliopsida, Fagales, Betulaceae.